This is a messenger RNA of Closterium sp. Yama58-4, 537 nucleotides long. The record is from the annotation of a GenBank genome assembly. NCBI's taxonomy places the organism in Eukaryota, Viridiplantae, Streptophyta, Zygnematophyceae, Desmidiales, Closteriaceae.
AUGUCUCAUCUUUCGUCCGUUCCUUUCCCUUCCCCCCGUCCCCCUCUCUUUCAAACUCGAUUCUUUCGUGCGGCGUUUCUCGGUCGUUGUUGGGGUUUUCUCCCAUCUGCGUCUCUGCAGUCGGUGCAGUGUUUCGGUCGCAAGAAGACAGCAGUGGCAGUGGCUCACUGCAAGAGGGGCAGGGGUCUUAUCCGCCUCAACGGGUCGCCGCUGGAGCUGGUGGAGCCAGAUACUCUCCGCGCCAAGGCGUUCGAGCCCUUGACGGUGCUGGGCAAGGACAAGUUCGCCAAUGUCGACAUCCGCAUCCGCGUGCAGGGAGGAGGACACGUGUCACAGAUCUACGCCAUCCGUCAGGCCAUUGCUAAGGCCCUCGUUGCCUACUACCAGAAGUAUGUGGACGAGCAGUCCAAGCGGGAGCUGAAGAACCUGUUGUUGCGCUAUGACCGCACGCUCCUCGUUGCUGACCCCCGCCGCUGCGAGCCCAAGAAGUUCGGUGGUCGUGGUGCCCGCGCCCGCUACCAGAAGUCUUACCGUUAA